Messenger RNA from Brassica rapa (field mustard), 3605 nucleotides. RefSeq names its product probable glycosyltransferase At3g42180. Gene Ontology annotation, molecular function: glycosyltransferase activity. Lineage: Eukaryota; Viridiplantae; Streptophyta; Magnoliopsida; Brassicales; Brassicaceae. The record is from RefSeq and is a predicted model, not a curated record.
AUCAAAAAUUUUAGAAAGUCAAACAUUACUGCUGGAAAUCGCUUAUAAAUGUUCAGAAGCCAACUGAAAGUGGACACAAGAAGCAUUUACCAAAACAUACAAAAAAUGCCGAACGGUUCUUCAAAGAGUUAUUGCUUGUUAGGGUUUCCCUUAGGGGUUCUUCUUCUUUUCCUCGUCUUUUCCUCUUUCCCUAUGAAUAAAUCUCCACAUCAACAGUUCUUUUCUUCACUUACUCUGCCCUCUCUUGUUGACCACACGAACGCAUUACAAUCCUCAUCUUCUACUUCUUCUUUAUCAAACUCUCCUCCCGUUUCGAUAAAGAAAAGGAGCAAUCUUGAGAGAAGAGAAGAAGAGUUGAGGAAAGCAAGAGUUGCAAUCAGAAGAGCCGUCAAGUUUAAGAAUUACACGUCCAACGAAGACAUGACUUACAUCCCCACAGGCCAAAUUUACAGAAACUCAUUUGCCUUUCAUCAGAGUCACAUAGAAAUGAUGAAAAGGUUCAAAGUAUGGUCGUACAAAGAAGGAGACCAGCCACUGGUUCAUGAUGGACCGGUGAACGAUAUCUAUGGAAUCGAGGGACAAUUCAUCGACGAGCUCGAAAAUGUGAUGGGCGGCCCAAGCGCCCGGUUUAGGGCUUCCCAACCUGAGGAAGCGCAUGCCUUCUUCUUGCCCUUCUCCGUUGCCAACAUUGUCCACUACGUUUACAAACCUAUCACGUCAUCUGCCGAUUUUAAUAGGGCUCGUCUCCACCGAAUUUUUAAUGACUAUGUAGACGUUGUGGCUCGCAAGUACCCUUUGUGGAACCAAAGCAAUGGUGCUGAUCAUUUUAUGGUUUCCUGCCAUGAUUGGGCUCCUGACGUGCCAGGUAGUAAACCAGAGUUUUUCAAGGACUUUAUAAGAGGACUUUGCAACGCCAACACAUCGGAAGGUUUCAAACCGAACAUCGAUUUCUCUAUACCUGAGAUUAACAUUCCUAAAGGGAAGCUAAAACCACCGUUCAUGGGCCAAAACCCUGAGAAUAGGACGAUCUUGGCUUUCUUCGCAGGAAGAGCUCAUGGAUAUAUAAGGGAAAUCUUGUUCAGUUACUGGAAAGGUAAGGAUAACGACAUUCAAGUGUACGACAACCUCACAAAGGGACAAAACUAUCACGAACUGAUUGGUCAUAGCAAGUUUUGUCUUUGUCCUAGUGGCUACGAAGUGGCUAGCCCAAGAGAAGUGGAAGCUAUCUACUCAGGAUGUGUCCCUGUUGUGAUAUCUGAUAACUACUCGCUUCCUUUCAACGAUGUGCUUGAUUGGAGCAAGUUUUCGGUUGAGAUUCCAGUCAAACAAAUUUCUGAAAUCAAGAAAAUAUUGCAGGAGAUUCCACAUGACAAGUAUUUACAGAUGCAUAAAAAUGUUAUGAAGGUUAGAAGACAUUUUAUGGUGAAUCGUCCGGCUCAACCGUUUGAUGUCUUCCACAUGAUACUUCACUCUGUUUGGUUAAGGAGGCUUAACAUUAAGUUGCCUUCUUGAUUUAAAUCCUUUUCACUAUUUAAAAGCUUUAGCUGCAACAACAAAAAAAACUGUUGUAGAAUUACAUUUCCUUUAAUCCUCUAACCUAUCAGUUAAUUACAAUCUGAACACUAUUUAUACCAUAAUCUACAUAUUUACUAGGUUCUUCUAACUUAUCAGUAGUAUGAGAUUCUCCAAAAUAUACCAAAUCUUGUAACCCCACGUAAACUCAUACAUAAAUGUUGGAAAAGACGACUUUUUCAUACCUCAACACUUCUAAAAGUUCAGUUUAUACCUAAACUGAUAAGUCGGUCUACACAUACCGAAACUUCUUAUUUUGUUAUUACAUACUCAAACUUCAAUUUUUUUUAUUAAUUCCUACAAUGACCAAAACCUCUAGCUUUGUACAUUCUAGUUUGUGAGAAAUAUAUAUUGUACUUUGAUAUACUAUUUUGUGAGAAAAAUAUAUUUUGUCUUUGAAAUGUAAUAUAUUAAUAUUAAUAAGCAUAGUAUUAGCUCGUAUAUGUAUGACUUGACAUGUUUGCAUGUGAUUGUGAACAAGUUCCAUGAAUAAAUACAAUCGAACAUAAAAGUUACAAACAAACAAUUUAUCGCCUCACGGCCCAUUACGUUGAGACGAUUUUGUAUCUUCUAAUCAGUUUACGCCAAGAUAUUAUAGACAUCAACUUAUUCACCAUAACAUGUAGAUCAAUGAACGCAAGUACAAAUCAAUAUUGGUGAAAAUCAUCAUACAGGGAACGCUAUGAAUAUGGCCGGUACGAAUUAUUUCAUAACAUUAUUUAACCACCAGUGUGCUUUUUAAUGAUGAGUUGAUGGGACGGAACAAAGAAAAGAAAACCCAAAACAUGGAAAAGCUCAUAAAGAAUAUUCUUGUAUAAAUUAUAACAUUCAGAACAGACAUAAAAGAGAGGAGAUACACGAGAAAGGAACGAAAUGCAUGGAACAUACACUAAAUCCGAUAAGAAUUUAACACAGUUACUAUAGUUUAUGUAAAACAACUACUCUUCAUACUUUAUCGUUCAACGGUUCAAGAAACCCGAAAUUACAAACAGUUUGGUAUUAUUAGUUUGACUCCUACCAUACUUACGUAAUUAUACUAUUUUAAAAGAAUCAUAACUACUCCUAAACGUCCUUCUUCCAUGAUCAAGUUAAAGUAUAGAUUUUGUUAGCUUUUGUUUUAGAAUGUGGUAGAACUUGUCAACAUUCUUAGCAUUGCAUCAUCCUUUGAAUUAAACUAGUUAAUAUCAGUGUAUUUGGUUCGAGAAAGGAUAAAAGACAAGUGAAAAGAGACGAGAAGGACAAUAGUUUUCAAGACCAAGUAACAAAAAUAUUAUAAUAGUCGUCACGCUAAAUUUCUAACCUCAAAUAACAUAGAAUAUAGCAGGACGUCUUCAAUGCAAGAAUAAUUAUUAUUUUUAGGCUGUAACAAAAGAAGACAAAACAAAAUGGCUGAGAGAAUAAUAAAUACGAACAUUUAUUUGUGUUUUCGUAAGAGAGUACUCAUCAUAUAUUGCCAAUGGAACCUUUGGUUCAAAGAGGUAAAGAGGACGACAACAAUAAAGAUCCAUAAGCAAAAUUAUGAACAAUAAGAGACAAAGCGCUCUGAGUUCGCUACACCUCUAUUUUAGAUUAACCCAACUAUGUGAAUAUUUCAUAUAUAAUCUAAUUAAUAUUUUUAUUGUUAUCUUUAGAAUGCACUAUAAUCCAAUUUUCUAUUUCAUGUUCGUUUGGAUUUGUUUGGAUUUGGCUUCCUUUCUUAAUAUCCCUGUAUAUUAAUUCGGAAACAUUAUAAAAUGUUUUUGUAACGAAAUGUCAUUACUAGAAUGAUUUUCUGAUAUUUUAGAAAAAUUAGUUGGUUUAUAUAAAUAUAUCUUAUGCUUUUUAUUAAAUUAACUAUCAAAUUAAUUAGUAAUGUACAAAAGAAUAUUCUCAACUCUUUUCAUGAAUAAAAACUAUAGAAUUACCUAAUAUGAUUAACAUAUAUAUGACAAUUAAUGAUUAUGAAUAAUACAUACUUGAUAACAAGUUUUUUAUCAUUUCUCUUUUUUUGUUUAAUUUUAUAUUAUUAAAAGAAAUUAAACAAUCACAUUAAC